CCCCGCGCCCGCGCUUCGCUUCCCCUCCCCCCGCUGCACGCUGCGUAGCUGCUCGUUGGCUACUUAGGACGAAAGCUCGGUUGGUGUUUCUCCAGAAGUUUCCCUCUUGGGCGGCGGCAGAGCUAGUAACCUCGGAAGGAGCAGCUCCAGCAGCGGUAGCAGUGACUAUUAGGGAUGGCGGCGGCUGCAGCGGGACCUGCGACAGCCCAGAGGUUUUUCCGGAGCUUCUCAGAUGCUCUGAUCGACGAGGACCCCCAGGCGGCGUUAGAGGAGCUGACUAAGGCUUUGGAACAGAAACCAGAUGAUGCGCAGUAUUACUGUCAAAGAGCUUAUUGUCACAUUCUUCUUGGGAAUUACCCUGAUGCUGUUGCUGAUGCAAAGAAAUCUCUUGAACUUAAUCCAAAUAGUUCCACUGCUAUGCUGAGAAAGGGGAUAUGUGAAUACCAUGAAAAAAACUAUGCUGUUGCUCUAGAAACUUUUACAGAAGGACAGAAAUUAGAUGGUGCAGAUGCUGAUUUCGUUGUCUGGAUUAAAAGGUGUCAGGAAGCUCAGGAAGGAUCACAGUCCGAAGUGUCUUCUUCCCAGAGGACACAUCAGUCAAAAAUCAAGUAUGACUGGUAUCAAACAGAAUCUCAAGUAAUCAUUACACUUAUGAUCAAGAAUGUUCAGAAGAAUGAUGUAAAUGUGGAAUUUUCAGAAAAAGAGUUGUCUGCUGUGGUGAAACUUCCUUCUGGAGAGGAUUACAAUCUGAAGCUGACACUUCUUCAUCCUGUAAUACCGGAACAGAGCACAUUUAAAGUGCUUUCAACAAAGAUUGAAAUUAAAAUGAAAAAGCCAGAGGCUGUGAGAUGGGAAAAGCUAGAGGGGCAAGGAGAUGUGCCUCACCCAAAACAGUUCAUAGCAGAUGUAAAGAAUCUAUAUCCAUCAUCAUCUCAUUAUACAAGAAAUUGGGAUAAACUGGUUGGUGAGAUCAAAGAAGAAGAAAAGAAUGAGAAGUUGGAGGGAGAUGCAGCUUUAAACAAAUUAUUUCAGCAGAUCUAUUCAGAUGGUUCUGAUGAAGUGAAACGUGCCAUGAACAAAUCAUUUAUGGAGUCUGGUGGUACAGUUUUGAGUACCAACUGGUCUGAUGUAGGUAAAAGGAAAGUUGAAAUCAAUCCUCCUGAUGAUAUGGAAUGGAAAAAGUACUAAAUAAAUUAAUUUGCUAUCACGUAUUGCAUAUA
This is a messenger RNA of Camelus dromedarius (Arabian camel), 1220 nucleotides long. It is a transcript of the gene SUGT1, whose product is annotated as SGT1 homolog, MIS12 kinetochore complex assembly cochaperone. Bases 175 to 1188 code for a protein of 337 amino acids. Lineage: Eukaryota; Metazoa; Chordata; Mammalia; Artiodactyla; Camelidae. The transcript is spliced from 13 exons. Gene Ontology annotation, molecular function: protein-folding chaperone binding. The record is from RefSeq and is a predicted model, not a curated record.